AUGAAAUUUUUGUUGAAAAUUCUGCUCGUCGCGGGCAUCUUGAUGUUCGCUUCUUCAGCUCCGCAAUUCGGUAGAAGAUUCGGGCAUCAUCAUCAUCAUGGGCAUGGUCGAUUCCAUGGCGGCGGUUUCGGAGGCGGAUAUCCUGGAGGUUAUGGCGGAUACCGAGGAUAUCCCGGAGGAUUUGGAGGAGGAUACCCAGGAGGCGGCUUUGGAGGCGGGCAAAGUGCAUCUUAUGCCAACGCACAAAGUUUCUCCGCAAGUUUAGGACCUUUUUCGAUAUCCGCUUCGAAUGCCAAUGCCGCAGCUAAUUCCUUCGGAGGAUUUGGGCGAUAA
Molecule: messenger RNA, 333 nt
Organism: Culicoides brevitarsis
Lineage: Eukaryota; Metazoa; Arthropoda; Insecta; Diptera; Ceratopogonidae
Exons: 2
Coding region: 1-333 (110 amino acids)
Source: RefSeq, a predicted model, not a curated record